This is a messenger RNA of Diachasma alloeum, 1818 nucleotides long. Its product is annotated as 1,5-anhydro-D-fructose reductase. Bases 809 to 1798 code for a protein of 329 amino acids. The transcript has 7 exons. Lineage: Eukaryota; Metazoa; Arthropoda; Insecta; Hymenoptera; Braconidae. Gene Ontology annotation, molecular function: oxidoreductase activity. The record is from RefSeq and is a predicted model, not a curated record.
AAAAAAGCCGUUCUAAGCCUAACCAUAUAACCUUGCUUAAUAUGAAAUGGAUUAAACCAAAGACAAUAAGUCAAUCUCUUAUUCUUUAAGGUCAAAAUUAAGUGAUAUAUCAACCAAUAUCAUAUGUUCUAUUUAUAUAUUAAAUUGUAACAAAUCUCCACCUUUACAAAUUCAAUUGUCAAUUGGAUUUUAUAUGCGAUACUCAUUUAUUAAACAAAUAUGAGCGCUCGCCAGGUUUUUUUUUUUGACACUACAAAGAUUAUUUGUUGAAAUUGUUUGCUACGAGUACAUUGUAUUUUUAUCAAAAUCCAUACAUUGAUCGCUUCUCCACUACUGCAGUUUAUAUAUAUAUAUAUAUAUAUAUAUAUAGUGCUAGAAUUUCUUUCAUCAUCCACCGCCUGUAAGCGCCCUGUGAUAUUCCCCAGUAAUAUGUGCGAAGAACACCCCUUUUUCUAAAUCCAGCUUUCUUUGGUUUGUUAUUUUUUAUUAAUUUUGUUUUCAAAAGAAACAUCUAUUGCGUAGAGAAAAAAUACGGUUAGAACUGUAAAAUGUUUAAAAUAUUGUGCCCGCUUUGAUUAUUCUACUUGCCUCAUUUAUCUUAUUGCAUUCCUCAUCUCACCAUUUGAUCAUAAUAAUUUAUUUGGCAUAAAUCAUUAACCACACUUAAACAUGUUGCAAAUAAUAUAAUAUAUUAUAUUAUUAAAACCCACUGCGAGUAAUUGAUGUAUAAAUACAAGACAGUGAAAUUGCAGUCAAAUCAAACAUUUACGGCGUGUGCAUCGAUAAUUGUAUCAGUGAGUAAUUAGCUAUGAAAUCUGUGAAAUUGUCAUCGGGAUAUGAAAUGCCAACAGUGGGCCUUGGCACGUGGCAGGCAAAACCUGAAGAAAUCGAAAGAGCAGUUGCAACUGCACUGGAGAAUGGUUAUCGACACAUUGACACUGCCUUUAAUUAUAACAAUGAGGAUGUUAUUGGGAAGAGUCUAGAAAUAUGGUUGAAUAAUGGAGGAAGCAGAGAAGAGUUAUUUAUCACAACAAAGUUGCCUCACUAUGGAAAUCGAGCAUCAGACGUGGAAAAAUAUGUCAAUUGGUCAUUGGAGAAAUUGAAAUUGGAUUAUAUCGAUAUGUACUUGAUUCACAUGCCCUUUGCCUUUAUCAGUGAUGCCAGUGGUUGUGCACCUCUACUUCACGAAGAUGGUUCAUAUCAACUUGAUUUUGACACUAAUCCUAUUUCUGUUUGGAAGGAAAUGGAACAACAAGUGAAGAAAGGCAAAGUCAGAUCAAUUGGGCUGAGUAAUUUCAAUGAAAAUCAAAUUGAUCAAGUAUGGAAUAACGCAGAGAUAAAACCUUGCAAUCUUCAGGUGGAACUGCAUGCAUACCAUCAACAAAAAUCUCUAAGAAAGUUUUGCACUAGUCGCAAUAUAGCCGUAACAGCGUACAGUCCUCUAGCAUCUCCAGGUGCUAAAAUUCAUUUUCAAACGAAAUACAACUACAAUCCUGAUAAAUUCCCAGAUCUUUUGGGACACCCUGUUGUUGAAAAAAUUGCCAAGGCUCACGAUAAAACAACAGCACAAAUUUUACUGAGGCACUUGGUGCAACAAAAUGUUAUUGUAAUUCCAAAGAGUGCCUCACCUCAAAGAAUUGCCCUUAAUAAUAAUAUAUAUGAUUUUGAGUUGAAUUCAGAUGAAAUGAGCGAUUUGGAUGCCCUAGAUCGAGGUGCUGAAGGACGAAUUUUUACAUUUUUAUUUUUCAAAGGGGUAGAGAAACAUCCGUUAUAUCCCUUCAAGGAUGAGUUACAAUGAAUCGUAGAAAAGCAAUAAUU